UUACAAAGAUAGCUGAAACAGUGUAUGUGUUCGGCAUGAGCGUGCAGUCGAAACAAUCACCAGAGCGCGUGAAAGGUUAGGGAAAGUUGUUUACUGAAGUUGGUGAAGCAUCGGCGGCUACAGAAUGGGAGAAGUUAUGGUCUAUAUAAACGAUAAUCCUCGUCAUCGUGUGGUUUCAAAUCGAAUUGAUAUAGAGAAAAGGAAUUUGAUGGUCAUCGCACGACAUGACAAUGGAUUCUUUUAUCCUGGGAACAUAGCGGAAAGCUGGGGCAAACCGGAAGAAGCGGAGGUGAACUUUUACCAGUGGGGUCGGAAACGUGUUCCACGGUACAAUAUAAUAACAAUUGGUGGGGCUGUACCCUGGCCGAAUCUUCAUGUGUGGGACUACGUUUUGACGCGGAUGAGAGUGUUGGGACCGAGUGGUAUGUAUAUACAGUAUAUGCCGGGCCGAGUCUGCUACGUGCCUCGUCUCCCGCCCCUCGAACACAGAUUCUACGCUGUCAGAAUUUACAAUGGAAAAAUCGUCGAUAAGAAGCGAAAACUCCUAGUAAAGAUAUCGAAAUCUAGGUACCUGGAGCUGCUCGACUUCCUCCAGUCGGUCCCAGAAAAAAAGAAAAGGAAAAAAAGAAAAGCAUCUCCUCCGCCAUCGCCAAAGGAAAGUACAGAUGAGUCUGAUGAUCCCAAAGUAAAACCGGAUAAGCCUCGGUGUAAGCAGGGGGACCUCACUAAAAUUGAGAAGGCUAUUCAGACAGUUAGUACAACGAUCGAAGAAACUGGAACCAAAAUUGAAAAUAAGAUGCAGAUAAUAGGUGCACAAAUGGAUAGCAAAACAUGUCAAACAAACGUUGAAAACAUAAACACAACAAUCACAUUAGUUGGUAAGGAUAUAAAAGAGGCAGUAGAAGAGACCAGUAGGAAGAUUUCAGAAGGAACUCGUACUACCGCCGACAAAAUUGACGAGCUUAAGAAACACAUGAAAAAGAAAAAAACUACAAAAGACAGUCCUAUUCCGUCGCCUACUCCAUCCCCAACACCCGUCCCUCAACGCAAAUCGGAAGGAGAAGAAGAAGAAGAAGGAAAGGAAGAAGAAGAAGACUUAAGGAAAGGUCAGGAGGUCUUGGCACGAUGGUCUGAUGACGGAUGGUAUUAUUUUGGGCUGAUAGAAAGUAAGGAAAAAAAGAAAGAAGAAAGUAAGGGAAAAAGUAAGGGAAAAGGUAAGGGAAAAGGCAAGGAUGAAAGUAAGGAAGAAAUUAAGGAAGAAAGUAAAGAAAAGGGUAAGGAAGAAAGUAGGGGAAAAAGAAAGGAACAGAAUAAAGAUACAAUAUGUUGGAUGGUAAAGGACAGCACCGGGCACACCGAAUACAUACAGCGGAGAAACAUACUAACAGAAGAGGAGCGAAAACAGCAAAUAAUUCAGAAAGAUGAUCAUGUUAUUGCUCCACAUCCUGACUACUACUGGAGUUAUGCUCCGGGACGUGUUAUACAAGUGUUCAAAAAAAGAGUAAAUGUGGUUUUCUUUGAUGAUCGUCACGAGCGAAUUAAAAUCAAAGACGUAUACAAAAUUUCGCAAGAGCAAUAUCACGACGACGUUAUUACAAUUCAAGAAUGCGAAGAGGAAUUAAAGGAAGCAGACGCCGUAAUGUUAGAUAAAACGACUGGGAAAUAUAUUCCAGUGACUGUGCGGGCUCCAACAGGGCAGCAAUGGUUCAAGAUAUUCGACCCAAACACGAGACAGAGGGGCAACCUCAUAUUCCCAAAUGAUCUAUUACCUGCCAGUGAUCAUCUGCACUGGAAGUACACUCUGGCUCCUGUAAAGGGUCGCAAAGACAUAUAUAUGCCCGCAAGAAUACGAAGGACCAAACCGCUAUAUUUCAUCGUCCAAUUUUGUGAUAAACAGAGGCCGACAGAUUGGGUGGCGAAGAGCGAAUGCUUUUAUCUCAACAAGGCGUACUACGACUUUGCUGUUAAAUUUUAUCAGCACAAAAUAAAACAAAGUAAUAGUGCUCGAUAAAACCAAAAACAGCUAGCAAGCGACGGAAACUUUCCGUAAAGUACAUCUUAAAAACAAUAGAGCAGGGGCUGGAUUCAAUAUCCACCCUAGAAUUUACUAUAUUUUAUUUUUAGAAUCGAAGCGUUUUGAUUGGACUGUAAAAAUAAUUGGCCUAUGGACUCAAUGGAAUCAAUGAGGCGUAUCUAAGGACAUGAGUAAGAAUGAUAUUUAAUACGCCUCAGUAAUUGCAAGGAAACGGAUUCCAUUACCACGGCAUAAACUGAUUCAUUACUGCGUGUUAUAUACUGUUGAACCAAGGUUUCCCAGAAUGGAAAGAUGUUUCUUUUCAAACGUUAUCACAAUUGACUCAUGAAAGUAUGUGAAAAACAGCAUCAUUCACUUUAUUGAAACCACAUAAUUGAUUGGGCUGUCAUUUGCAAUAUUUGGAAAUUUGUAGAUUUUGUUUUGUAUUUUAGGAAAAUAACUGCUGACACAUAUAUAUUGUAUGACUCUAACUUUUUAUAUUUUGUUUA
Molecule: messenger RNA, 2523 nt
Organism: Mya arenaria
Lineage: Eukaryota; Metazoa; Mollusca; Bivalvia; Myida; Myidae
Exons: 12
Coding region: 125-2011 (628 amino acids)
Source: RefSeq, a predicted model, not a curated record